Molecule: messenger RNA, 825 nt
Organism: Saccharomyces kudriavzevii IFO 1802
Lineage: Eukaryota; Fungi; Ascomycota; Saccharomycetes; Saccharomycetales; Saccharomycetaceae
Gene: MER1
Product: Mer1p
Exons: 1
Coding region: 1-825 (274 amino acids)
Molecular function (GO): RNA binding
Source: RefSeq, a predicted model, not a curated record
AUGCCCAUCAGAACAAGUAGCGGCCAUCAUAUUGCCCAGCCAUGCAACUUAGACGCGGGCCCAAUAAAGUUACUAGGAGAGCUUCAAGAAGGAAAGCAAUUCUCAAAUACAAAAGAUUUUCCUGAAAACACGCUCUAUCUGAAACUGGCCCUUGAGUACUCUUUUUUCAGAAGUAAUUUAUUGAGAUUUUGUAUUCACCUGGAUAAAAUAAAAGCAUUUAUUAGAAGCUCUGACACUGUCUAUAUUCUGUGCGUGGUAGAAGAGAAUCUUCUGAGCUUGAUAUACAGCAGCGGGAUACUAGAAAUAUGUUUACCUAGAUUUAUCUUAAGGGAGGAUUUGAAGAUCUUCAAUGGCAGUUUUUACACCUGCCACGAAAACCGUUUACGUGUUUUCCAAGAAGAUGUUUCUCAACUCUUCAAAAAGCUUGAAAUCAAAGCGUCCAUGCUUUGUUUCACAAUUGAAGAAAUAUCUACGGCAAAUCAGGGAGCCUUGCCCCAAAGUUCAAGAUUGUCUGAACUGCUAAAAUGUAAUAGUAAGAUGCAGGAAACCGGACUGCAACGGCAAGAUUUUAUAAUCACUAUAGAAAUCAAGUUGACUAAGAUACAAAUCACCUUCCUGAUUGGAAGUAAAGGGACAAGAAUCGAAAAUUUGAGGGAAGAAUCAGGCGCCACCAUAAAAAUAGUACCCAUCAGCGAAAAAAUGACUAUACAUGAAAGGAACCACCCUGGCACCGUACAUCAAACAAUACUAAUAUCAGGUGAUCUAUACUCAGUUGCAUUAGCCACCACCAGUAUAGAAUCCGCAUUGAACACUUUAGGUCUGUAG